This is a messenger RNA of Bipolaris sorokiniana ND90Pr, 777 nucleotides long. RefSeq lists its product as uncharacterized. Gene Ontology annotation, cellular component: mitochondrion; cytosol. Gene Ontology annotation, molecular function: thioredoxin peroxidase activity. Lineage: Eukaryota; Fungi; Ascomycota; Dothideomycetes; Pleosporales; Pleosporaceae. The transcript has 4 exons. Bases 1 to 777 code for a protein of 258 amino acids. Gene Ontology annotation, biological process: cellular oxidant detoxification; cell redox homeostasis; cellular response to oxidative stress. The record is from RefSeq and is a predicted model, not a curated record.
AUGGCUUCAUUCUUUCCUCGCGCAGCUUCCCGAGCUCUACAUUCCUCUGCGCGCCCUGUACUGCGGGCACAGCGUCCUAUCACCCCACUGCUUAGUCGCGGAUAUGCGCUUCCCGCCGAACAACCACGCCUAAGGCUAGGAUCAAUUGCUCCAAACUUCCAGGCAAAAACUACCCAUGGCGAUAUUGACUUCCACAACUUCCUCAACGGAAAAUGGACAAUCCUCUUCAGCCACCCCGCAGACUUCACCCCGGUUUGCACAACCGAGCUGGGCGCCUUUGCGAAACUCAAGCCUGAAUUUGACGCCCGCGGUGUCCAAAUGAUCGGUCUCAGCGCCAACGACCUGUCCUCCCACGCCGACUGGAUCGCCGACAUAAACGAAACCUCGCAAACCACCGUCCACUUCCCCAUCAUCGCCGACGCAGACCGUCACGUCGCAUACCUCUACGACAUGAUCUCGCAGGACGAUCUCGACGCGCUGCAAAAGACCGGCGGCAUCGCAUUUACCAUUCGCUCCGUCUUCAUCAUCGAUCAGGACAAGAAGAUCCGGCUGACAAUGUCGUAUCCGGCUAGUACGGGUAGAAACACGGCGGAGGUGCUGAGGGUGAUUGAUAGUUUGCAAGUGGGCGAUAAAAAGGGUGUUGCGACGCCGAUUGAUUGGCAAAAGGGGGAUGAUGUUAUUGUGCCGCCGAGUGUGAGUACCGAAGAUGCGAGGAAGAAGUUUGGCGAGGUGAGGGAGGUUAAGAAGUAUUUGAGGUUUACGAAUGUUGGAAAAUAA